AUGCAGCAGCCCUUGAAUUACCAGUACCCCCACAUCUACUGGGUGGACAGUGAUUCCAGCUCUCCAUGGGCCUCUUCAGAGUCCGUCUUCUGUCCAUCUUCUGUGCCUGGCAGGCCGGGACAGAGGAGGCCACCCCCACUGCCACCUUCAACACUACCACCACCGCUGCCACCGCCACUGCAGCCUGCACCACCACCUCUGUUGCCUGGACCACCACCUCUGUUGCCUAGACUACCACCACCGCCUCUGAAGAAGAAGAGAGACCACAAUACAGGCCUGUGUCUCCUUGUGAUGUUUUUCAUGGUUCUGGUGGCACUGGUUGGACUGGGUGUGGAGAUGUUUCAGCUCUUCCACCUGCAGAAGGAGCUGGCUGACCUAAGACAGUCCUCCAUUCAAAGGUCCACCCCAUCGCUGGAUAAGCAAGUAGGUGACCGAAGUCCACCCUCUGAAAAACUGGAGCAGAGGAAAGUGGCCCAUUUAACAGGAAAGCCUGACUCAAGAUCCAUCCCUCUGGAAUGGGAAGAUACCUAUGGAGUUGCCCUAGUCUCUGGGGUGAAACAUAAAAAGGACAGCCUUGUGAUCAAUGACACGGGCCUGUACUUUGUAUAUUCCAAAGUGUACUUCCGGGGUCAGUACUGCAACAACCAGCCCCUGAACCACAAGGUCUAUGUGAGAAACUCUAUUUAUCCCUGGGACUUGGUGCUGAUGGAUGAGAAGAUGAUGGACUACUGCACGAAUGGGCAGAUGUGGGCCCGCAGCAGCUACCUGGGGGCAGUGUUUAAUCUCACCAAUGCCGACCAUCUGUAUGUCAAUGUAUCUGCACUUUCCCUUGUCAAUUUUGAGGAAUCUAAGACAUUUUUUGGCUUAUAUAAGCUCUAG
Messenger RNA from Condylura cristata (star-nosed mole), 879 nucleotides. It is a transcript of the gene FASLG, whose product is annotated as Fas ligand (TNF superfamily, member 6). Gene Ontology annotation, cellular component: membrane. Bases 1 to 879 code for a protein of 292 amino acids. The transcript is spliced from 4 exons. The record is from RefSeq and is a predicted model, not a curated record. NCBI's taxonomy places the organism in Eukaryota, Metazoa, Chordata, Mammalia, Eulipotyphla, Talpidae. Gene Ontology annotation, biological process: apoptotic process; immune response; positive regulation of canonical NF-kappaB signal transduction. Gene Ontology annotation, molecular function: tumor necrosis factor receptor binding.